Lolium rigidum is the source of this 1906-nucleotide messenger RNA. Its product is annotated as GTP cyclohydrolase 1-like. NCBI's taxonomy places the organism in Eukaryota, Viridiplantae, Streptophyta, Magnoliopsida, Poales, Poaceae. The transcript has 2 exons. Gene Ontology annotation, molecular function: GTP binding; zinc ion binding; GTP cyclohydrolase I activity. The coding region runs from base 16 to 1446 and encodes 476 amino acids. Gene Ontology annotation, cellular component: cytoplasm. Gene Ontology annotation, biological process: tetrahydrobiopterin biosynthetic process; tetrahydrofolate biosynthetic process. The record is from RefSeq and is a predicted model, not a curated record.
UGCCGCGCGCGCGCCAUGGGAGCCCUCGAGGAGGCGCACCUCGCCGCCUGCGGCUGUGAAGAGGAGGAGGAUGAGGGGGAUCUCCUGGAGCUUGUUGGCGAGGCCCAGGGGGACGCCAUGGAGGCGGCGGUGCGCGCGCUGCUCGCGGGGCUCGGCGAGGACGACCGCAGGGAGGGGCUACGCAGGACGCCCAAGCGCGUCGCCAAGGCCUUCCGCGACGGAACACGAGGUUACAAACAGAAAGUAAAAGACAUUGUGCAGGGUGCUCUGUUCCCUGAGGUUGGUGUUGACAAAAGGACUGGUUCUGCUGGAGGAACUGGAGGGCAAGUUGUUGUCCGUGACAUCGAUCUUUUUUCAUACUGUGAGUCAUGCUUGCUUCCAUUCAGCAUACAAUGCCAUGUUGGGUAUGUGCCAUCAGGUGGAAGGGUUGUUGGUUUAAGCAAGCUUUCAAGAGUAGCUGACGUCUUCGCCAAGAGGUUUCAAAACCCUCAAAGAUUAGCUAAUGAAGUCUGCGGUGCAUUGCAUGCUAGCAUACAACCUGCAGGUGUGGCUGUUGCUCUGCAGUGCUGGCACAUACCAUUGCCAGAGAACUUGAAAUGCCAGAGUUCUCAAGGUUUGAUUGGAACAUCACAUUCAUCUCGCUCUGGAGUUUUUGAGGGUGAGAGCAGCUCUUUUUGGAAUGACUUUGUGGCUCUUCUUAAGCUUAGAGGCAUAGACAUGGAGGUGGACAGCCAUUCUGCUAUUCUGCCAUGGUGCCCCUUGAGGCCUCAGGAGGUUCCACUCUGCAAUGGCCAUGGCAAGAAGAUAACGACUAAUGGUGCAAUUUCACCAAAAUCUGGAUCCACUCCCUCUAAUAUGGUUUCUGCUGUUAGCGCAAUGCUCCUAUCCCUUGGAGAAGACCCCCUCAGGAAAGAACUUCUAGGCAGUCCUCAGCGUUAUGUGCAAUGGCUGAUGAGGUUCAGAGCAUGUAAUCUCGAUGUGAAGCUGAAUGGUUUUACACUUAACAGUGCCAGUGUAUAUGAGAGACCAGAUGAAGACGCUACUGAUCAUCGAGCAAUCAGUUCUGAGCUGCAUCUAUCAUUUUGCGCCCAGUGCGAGCACCACCUCCUGCCAUUCUAUGGAGUAGUGCACAUUGGUUUCUAUGGCAGCGGAGACAGCGAAGUCAUUGACCGCUCCCAUUUUCAGGCACUGGUUCAUUUCUAUGGGUGCAAGCUUCAAGUUCAGGAAAGGAUGACAAGACAGAUAGCUGAAGCAGUUUAUUCAGUUUCACACCGUGGAGCCAUAGUUGUUGUAGAGGCCAACCACAUUUGCAUGAUAUCAAGGGGGAUAGAGAAAAUCAGGAGUAGUACAGCAACAAUUGCAGUUUUGGGUGACUUUUUGACCGAUUCUUCUGCCAAGGCAUCCUUUCUACAGAACAUAAUAGAUACUGCUGGCCAGGAAGUAUGAACCCAUUCAACAUUCUAGAUGCUGCUGGUCUGGAAGUAUGAAAACAUUCAGCAUGUUAGAUACUGCUGGUCUGGAAGUAUGAAUACAAUCAACAUUUUAGAUACUGCUGGCGAGGAAGCAUUGGUCCUUUUGAUCGUAUACCGUUAGAAUCUCAGCCAAAGGAUACAUGAAUCUAAUUCCUAAUUUCAGCAAGGCACCGCAAGGAAGUUAUAUGGUCUUGAAGCUGUAGCAUGGUUUGCCAUUUUACCAGCCAUUGCUCUUGGGGGCAACGGGAUUGGAAUGUUGUGAUCUGAAGAUGUAACCUGAGAAGCACCAAAAACAAGUUUUUUGGUUCUCCCGUGUUGUACCAUUUCAUUUUGAACGGCAUCUAAAAAUUUGUAGCGAUAUAGGGUGCGGCUGUGCCGGCAAAAUACAGUAUGUGUUUUAAAGUGGUUCUCGCAUGUACUAGCAGUUUUGGUGA